This is a messenger RNA of Carlito syrichta (Philippine tarsier), 1773 nucleotides long. RefSeq names its product translocation protein SEC63 homolog. Gene Ontology annotation, biological process: post-translational protein targeting to endoplasmic reticulum membrane; SRP-dependent cotranslational protein targeting to membrane. Gene Ontology annotation, cellular component: Sec62/Sec63 complex. The annotation marks the transcript as partial. The transcript is spliced from 7 exons. Gene Ontology annotation, molecular function: transmembrane protein transporter activity; RNA binding. The record is from RefSeq and is a predicted model, not a curated record. Lineage: Eukaryota; Metazoa; Chordata; Mammalia; Primates; Tarsiidae.
GAAGUAUUUGAAAAGGAGCAGUCCAUCUGUGCUGCAGAGGAACAGCCCGCAGAAGAUGGGCAGGGUGAUACUAACAAGAACAGGGCAAAAGGAGGAUGGCAACAGAAGAGUAAAGGACCCAAGAAAACAGCUAAAUCAAAAAAAAAGAAACCUUUAAAAAAAAAGCCUGCACCUGUGCCAUUACCACAGUCAAAGCAACAGAAACAGAAGCAAGCAAAUGGAGUUGUCGGGAGUGAAACUGCAGUAAAAGAAGAGGAAGAAGAAGUUUCUGACAAAGGCAGUGAUUCUGAAGAAGAAGAAACCAAUAGAGAUUCCCAGAGUGAAAAAGAUGAUGGUAGUGACAGAGACUCUGAUAGAGAGCAAGAUGAAAAGCAAAACAAAGAUGAUGAAGCAGAAUGGCAAGAAUUGCAACAAAGUAUACAGCGAAAGGAGCGAGCUCUGUUGGAAACCAAAUCAAAGAUAACACACCCUGUGUAUAGUCUUUAUUUUCCUGAGGAAAAACAAGAAUGGUGGUGGCUUUAUAUUGCAGAUAGAAAGGAGCAGACAUUAAUAUCUAUGCCAUACCAUGUGUGUACACUAAAAGAUACAGAAGAGGUAGAACUGAAGUUCCCUGCACCAGGCAAGCCUGGAAAUUAUCAGUAUACUGUAUUUCUGAGAUCAGACUCUUAUAUGGGUUUGGAUCAGAUUAAACCACUGAAGUUGGAGGUUCAUGAGGCUAAGCCUGUGCCAGAAAAUCACCCACAGUGGGAUACAGCAAUAGAAGGCGAUGAAGACCAGGAGGACAGUGAGGGAUUUGAAGACAGCUUUGAAGAAGAAGAGGAGGAAGAGGAAGAUGAUGACUAAGCAGUACUAUAAACGGACCAUGGUGUUGGCAUAUAUUUGCAAAUUUUUGCUGUUCUGGAAGUGUAUAAUAAAACAGACAGUACAGAACUGAUGUUGAGGGAGGUGUUAGUUUCUUUACUCUAGAAAUGGGUGCAUAAUACAACUAGGCAGUGGCGGUGCCUUGGUACAAUCUGAAGAACGCUUAAGGCUUAUUGAAGCCUUUCAAGUAUGGGAUGGUGCAUUUGUUUCAUCUGCAAAUGAUAAUAAAUCCUUUGUUAUUAUAACUGUCCAGAAGUGUGGGCUAUGUAUUAUCUGAUCAAUUUAUGGUCCCAGUAAAAGUACAUGAAAAACAAUUUAUAAAUGAGCGACUUUUCUUUGUUCAGCUUUAGUUUUAGUAAAUGUUAAAGUGAUAAACACUGCAAAUAUGUUUUAGGUAAAUAUUUGGUCAAGUUUAUACUCUCUUGAUAAGCUCUGUUACUCAUUUAUCGACAUUUUUCAGAGAUGUAAGACCAUCACGGCUUCAGUCAUAGAUUUAAACCUUUUAUUUUUACCUACCGUGGUCAUAAGUUGGCAUUUUCUCACAUUCCACAUGGUAUAGAGGGCUACAUUUCAGAAUUUUCCUUUUUUUUAAUUGCCCAGUGUUACCAGACAGAUUAUAAAAAUGGCUUUUAGUGACUUAAAACAUUUUAAAGCGAUCAAUGCAGGAUCUAAUUCUUUUAAUGAACUGUAGGUCUAAAAGUGAUGGUGGGACCAUAUGUUCUCUGAUGUUGGUGGCUUAUGUAUUAAAGCUUUUUCAAAAGUUUCACUAUAAAAGCUGAACUACAUUCUUAGCUCUUAAUCUACCUGACUUUGUCAGAAACCUUUUAAGGAAAGUAAGUAUAACAUGCAAAGGAGGUUUUUUUGUAUUCAUUUUGGACUCCUGUCAAUAAAAUAGAAGUUUGACUCGUUCUA